Molecule: messenger RNA, 3459 nt
Organism: Micropterus dolomieu (smallmouth bass)
Lineage: Eukaryota; Metazoa; Chordata; Actinopteri; Centrarchiformes; Centrarchidae
Product: placenta-specific gene 8 protein-like
Exons: 4
Coding region: 1788-2102 (104 amino acids)
Biological process (GO): positive regulation of transcription by RNA polymerase II
Source: RefSeq, a predicted model, not a curated record
GAUGAUGACAUGAUCUACAGGAGAUGAUCACCCAGCAACCACAAAUAUCAACAAGGAACAAUAUUAGGGGGAAAAUAACAUAUCCUGACAUUAGUUUGGCACAAACUUUGAAUUUAACUAAUGAAAACUGCUGACAGGCAAUUAAAACAUACAUAAGUUUGUUAUCUUUAACCCAAUAGUAUCCUGAAAUUAAUCAAAUACAUAUAGUCUCAGGUUCUUUAGAAUAUACUUAUGUAUUGCCAGUGAGAAAUUAUGUUUGAAAGUUUGAUCUGCUGUGUCUGGUGAAAAUCUUAUUGUGGGGUCUCCUGUGGAGUGUAGGCUAAUGCCAACCUUGUGUAUUUUGCUGUAAUUUAGUUCAUGUCUAUCUUUAGUCUGUAGGAAAUUGGAAAUCAUGCCUAUUCCUUAGUUUCAGUCACAGCUGCUCAUUAUGUAGAGCCUAUAUCAUUACAGUCAGGUCCUCAUUACAUGCUCUCCUACACUGACUGAGUAGGUGUCGGUUAGUUUGUGGGAAGCAGCGCCACCGUGUGUCUAAACAGCAUAGCAAGGAUUUUAUAUGCAUGAAGAUUGGAAGUGUUUUUAAAUGUAUUUUAAAAAGAAAACAAAAAAACACUCACAUAAUCCCCAAAUCACAUGUAACUUUUAUACCAAUGUACUCUGUUCUUUCAAAGUGAUUUCAUUUCAGAUAACUUGCAAUAUCAUCUGCUGUAGUGAAUCAGGGCAAGGUGCGUCCGCCAUAUAACCUUCGUAUUUAUAACUCAAGAUAACAGGUACAAUGAAAGUUUGUGAUUUACCACAUUUGGGUAGGGAUGGAAGAAGCAUUCAGGUCUUUAAGCCAAGUAACAGUAGCAACAACACUCUGUAAAAGUACUGCAUUCAAAACAUUACUUAUGUAAAAGUGCAGAAGUAUUAUUGGCUAAAUUUAUGGAGUAGCCUACAUGUGACAGUAAAAGUAGUGCAGGCUAAAUUGUGCUCUCAGUGUUAUAUUGUUAGAUAUUAUACCAUUGGACACGUUUUACAGUAAUAUUAUAAUAUAAAUUCCUUUUAAUGCUGUAGUUGGUUGAGAUGGGGCUGAUUCCAGCUAUUUAUAUAUAACUGGGUGGGUUAAUUUACUGUUUAACAAUGUAUCAUAUUUUAUAUGCUCAUUGUUGGUUUUAAAUGAUGAAACUACUUCUCUAAUAAAUAUAGUGAAGUAAAAAGCACGCUAUUUACCUCUGAAAUGCAGAUGAGUAUUAGAAAGUAACAUAUUUAGUACGUCAGUAGGAGAAGUACUUAAGUGCAGUACUUCCCCACUUUUGAACAUGUUGUGUGUUUUCCCAAAAAUGACGUGUAGAGUGUGUAAAGGAUAUAAAACUGUUGAAAUUUAUUAUAGUAUUGUAGGCUUGGUGAAGGUGUGUUUAGUGAUCUCUUUGCUCUGGACAAUAAAAGUGACAAAGUCCAAUGUGAGUCACCUGCUUUAAACGGUUAUAAAAACUCACAUUGCCUCCACUCUCAAUCUGUCAUCUGGGAGCCUUCUUCAUCAUUUUCACCGUCCUUCAACUCUCCAACCAUCUGGUAAGAUUUACCUCUUAACGACUGCUUGACUGGGAAUCCCAAACGGAUAACUUACCGUAAAUCCAUGUUGUUUGAUGUUCAGAAGAGGUUGUAAUUUUAUAGUUAUCUCUGCUGGGUAAAACACAGAAGUAAUGAUCUCAAACUAGGCCCUAGCUCUUCAGUGUUCAGGCUCAAAAACAGUGAUAAGAACAAACAAAAUCAGUGACAAGCCCUUUUUAUCCCACAGAGAAUUAACCAUGGCUGUGACCAACCAACCAGGCAGAUAUGAACCCUCUGACUUCCAGACCGGCCUGUGUGAUUUCUGCGACGACUGUGGAACAUGCUGCUACGGUCUGUUCUGCUAUGUGUGCCUUGGCUGUACUAUUGCCAGUAACAUGGAUGAGUGCUGCCUGUGUGGUCUGGGCAUGCCCAUCCGCAGCGUCUACAGGACCAGAUACAACAUCAAUGGGUCACUGUGUAACGACUUUAUGGUGACCUGGUGCUGUCCAGUCUGUGCCACCUGCCAACUGAAGAGAGAUAUUGACCGGAGGAAGGAGCAAGGCAUUUUCUGAAUGUAUGCUGUUACGACAACAAGCUGUAAAUCUGCUGGAUUGCUGGAAACAUUUGUAGUUAGAGCCCAAUCUCAUUCUCGUUUACAUUUUUUGAUUAGGUGGUAUACAGUAUAAUAUAACAAAUAUAUAUUUAACGGUGCUAUAAAUUGAGUAUCCUUGUGAUUUUUAAAGGUGUCCUGAUUUACUGCUUCUUUAACUUUAUGUGUCUUGUGUUUUAUUGUCCUGAUAGCAGUUGACUGGAAAAUUGUUGUUGAUUUAAGGUGGUGUAAGCGAUACAGCAAGUAGGGUUGGUGUUUAUGCAUAAUCUUAAAUUACACAUUAGAUCAAUUAGGGCUAAACUGGGAAAUCCUAAAUUUAAAAUUUUCACUUUUGAGACUUUUACAUGUAAGUUUAUAUGACUCAGUCUCUCCGACUUUAAUCCAUUUGCCUUUGAAAGCCAUGUGAACAUUUUCAAGGUAAUUGUCAUUUUACAACAGGGUUGUAAAAAGAAAUUCUGUUUGCAACUCCCUUUUGCUACAUGGCAGACAAUAAACAGUUAAUAGGCCUGUAGGGGAGUAAUUUGAGCCUGUGGGGAAGUUGAGUCACCCCUUGAUUCUCAGCAACAAUACACUAAAUUGGAAACUGGUCAUGUGAGCACACAUUUUUGAAGAGUCAUCCGUUUAACUCACACUGUGAUGGAGAUAGGCCCAUGGAAUAAGUGAUAAUUAAUUACAUCAAGGAAACUCAUUCUCAGGAUGUUGAGAGAUCAAGAAAACAUCAUGUAAGAAGAGGCUCAGAUGUUGUCACAGAUGAAUCGCGACCAUAUGGACAUGCCCGAACAGAUGCAGUGGACAAUUGGGAGACAUUGUGGCAACUGCUCCACAAAAUUUUAAAGUAAUUGAAUGGGAAUACUGUUUGGGCAGUAUGAGAAUCCCUUGUCACUGUUUACAGUUCAGAGGGCGGCGACCCAUCUUGAUGCAUCUUUUUUCAGUGAUUUCUGGAUAAUAAGCAUUUCAUUUGCACAUUAAAAUCCAAAAGAAAUGCCUCCUCAAUUGCUUAAGAGGACUAGUUAACAUCCCUGAUUAACUUUACUAGCCUAAGCUCCUCCGUGGUCACCAGCGUCCUUCCUUUAACAACCAGUUAUCAGAAUACUCUGGAAACUCAAAUAUAGUUUAACUUAACUAUCAGGAUGUACAGUAUGUGUCCAGGACAUCAGUUUAGCUUGGAUCUCAUUCCUCGACAAGAUAGGUAGUAAUGACAUGCAACUAAUUAACAUUACUCUCUUACUAAUUUAGCUUAACGUUACAUUGCAGCUGGCAAACACACUCGCUUUGCACACACAGGGAGCCAAAACAGCAAUGAGUGUUGCUGCACUGUG